Messenger RNA from Daucus carota subsp. sativus, 2040 nucleotides. RefSeq names its product UDP-glycosyltransferase 90A1. The transcript has a single exon. Gene Ontology annotation, molecular function: UDP-glucosyltransferase activity. The coding region runs from base 369 to 1793 and encodes 474 amino acids. NCBI's taxonomy places the organism in Eukaryota, Viridiplantae, Streptophyta, Magnoliopsida, Apiales, Apiaceae. The record is from RefSeq and is a predicted model, not a curated record.
ACCAAAAGCAGGGUCUCAUUCUGACAACUUACACAAGCGCUUCCCCGGGGAAAACAAUGAAAAAUAAUUACCGACUUCCAUAUAUGUGGCCUAGAAAUCCUUAGGAUAACGUGCUCUUCUCAUUUGCAUGAGAAGAUAUUGAAUGAGGCGUUAGGCCUCAUUAUUGAAAAACGGUGGGCACACCAAAUUACACCAAUGCGUCAGUGUUUGGCUGUCCCGGGACAACAGAGGAUAUACCAAGUGUCCGAGACAAUAUCUAAUCGUGCUCAACCUCAGCGAAACUACUUAUAACUAGCUACACAUAGUAAAAGUUGUUUCUAACUAAAUAAUCAAGAUUCAUAGCAGAGAGAGCAAAGCAAACAAAAACAAUGGGGCAUGUGGUUCUUGAUGGUGAAUCCUCCUCAACAACUCCUCGUGUUGUUCUGUUCCCCUUCAUGUCAAAAGGCCAUACAAUUCCUCUUCUCCAACUAGCCCGCCUCAUCCUCGCCCGAGGCAUCGACGUUACCAUUUUCACCACCCCUGCAAACCUCCCCUUUGUUUCGUCUCGUCUAGCUGACACUGCGGCCUCCAUCGUGGCCUUGCCAUUCCCUGAAAAUGUCGAUGGCCUUCCAUUAGGAGUCGAGAGCACGGACAAGCUCCCGUCUAUGUCACUCUUUGUGACGUUUGUGACGUGCACCAAAUUGAUGAAACCUUGGUUUGAAGAAGCGUUAGGGAGGUUGAGUAAUGUGAGUUUUGUGAUCAGUGACGGUUUUCUAGGCUGGACGCUUGAUUCGGCUAAUAAGUUUGGGAUCCCGCGGCUGGCGAGUUAUGGUUUUAAUGCUUUCAGUUGUGCUGUAAUUCAAUCUGUAGAAGCCAGUGGAGUAAUCUUUGAGGCCGAGUCUGAUGAUGAGUUGUUUCAAGUCACUGAUUUUCCGUGGAUUAAAUUGACAAGAAAUGAUUUUGAUUUGCCUAUCAAGGAUCGCGUAAAAGAAGGUCCUGGCUAUGAGUUUUAUAAGGAGUCGAUCAUGGCAACCAGUAAGAGCUACGGCGUUUUGGUGAACAGUUUCUAUGAGCUGGAGCCGGAGUUUUUGGACUACUUGAAUCAUAAGAGCCAGCCGAAAGCAUGGCCUAUUGGACCUCUCUGUUUGGCUGAACCACCAAAAGCUAUGGCCACAAGCGAAAAGCCUGUGUACUUGAAAUGGCUAGAUGAUAAAUUAGAGGAUGGUAGGAGGUCAGUCCUUUACGUGGCGUUUGGGUCGCAAGCAGAGAUAUCAAAAGACCAGCUUCACGAAAUCAAGACCGGGCUGGAGAAAUCAGGGGUGAAUUUCUUGUGGGCAGUGGGGAAAAAUGGAAACGAAGUGGAUCAUGAGUUUGAAACCAGAGUAAAAGACAGAGGACUCGUGGUGAGAGACUGGGUUGAUCAGAUGGAGAUACUGAGACAUGAAAGUGUGACAGGCUUUUUAAGUCACUGCGGCUGGAACUCAGUGUUGGAGAGUAUUUGUGCAAAGGUGCCUAUAUUGGGGUGGCCGAUGAUGGCGGAGCAGCCGCUGAAUGUGAGAAUGGUGGUGGAGCAGAUAAAGGUCGGGUUGAGGGUGGAGACGUGUGAUGGAACCGUGAAAGGGUUUGUUAAGUGGGAGGGGUUGGAGAAGACGGUGAAGGAAUUGAUGGAGGGGGAGAUGGGCAAGGUGGUGCGGAAAAAUGUGGAGUUAACAGGUGAUGCGGCGGCCAAGGCCGUGCUUGACCAAGGGGGAUCAUCUUGGAAGGCUUUGAGUGAACUUAUCCAGGGCAUUCAUGCAUUCAGAAAGAACAAAUAAAAUUCUCAAAACCACAAAAUUCCUUUGCCUUGUUUUAAUGUAUUGAUCUAUUCUCAAUUUCAAAAAAAAAAAAAGGGGGAUCAUCUUGGAAGCCUUGAUUUAUUCUCAAUUUCAAAAAAAAAUAAAAUAAUAAUAAUAAUAAUAAUAAGGGAAAAUAGAUUUUAUUGUCACUCAACUUAUAGCGUUUUUAGAAAUUUACCACCCAACUAAUUUAUUUUUUCUUUUAGUCACUAAUGUUAGGUUUGGU